Molecule: messenger RNA, 1862 nt
Organism: Durio zibethinus
Lineage: Eukaryota; Viridiplantae; Streptophyta; Magnoliopsida; Malvales; Malvaceae
Source: RefSeq, a predicted model, not a curated record
UUAGCACGUCGGUAAUAUAAAGUUAAAAUUUGAGUCACUGGUGGUGCAUAUUAGCAGGAAAAAAAUAAAAAAACCAAACCCAAAACGCACGCAAAGAUUAUAAACCAGAACAACAGUUCACUGGUGCCGGGGGUGGCUCCAUUUUUCUGUGCCUUGGAAAGUGAAAGAUUAAAGGAAGUUUCGUUGAUUGGUGCGAUCUGGUGAAACCUAUUUUAUCGAUCUGUUUGGGGAGGGAAAGCAAAAAGGAAAGGAGAAGGGAUAUGGUGGGAUGAGGGAGUGGAAGAAGAAGGAAAAACGGAGAAGGAUAUGGCUAGAGAAGGCAGAGGAGCCAAAUGGGGUGGUUUUGGACUGGGUUCCGGUUCGGGUCAGUGCUCGUAUAAAAGAAUCACUCUGAUUGUUUGCUCCAUUAACAUUGUUAUUGCUCUCUAUGUUCUUCGUUCUCUCUAUUCUUCUCUCUACAUUUAUCCCAAUAAAGAUAACGUUGUAAAGUACACACCUGAUCAGAUUAGGAAAAUGGAAGAAUCAAUUAAGAUUCGAAGAGCCAGUGAACCUAUAGAACUUGUUAAAUUGGUAAAGCGAUUAAAGCAUGAAUUUUGGAGCGAAGAAUCAGUGGCUGAACUGCCAAUGGCAGUUAAGCAGAAGAUAACUGAUGAGAUCAUGCAAAGAUUGAGAAGCUUGAGACCAAAUGCCAAUAUCAGCGAGCAGCAAGAAGUAGUUGAAACCUGGCGCAAGGAGAAACUAACAGAAGCCAAAAAGUUGGCCCUUGGAGGAGAGGGGUUGAAUUCAACUCUUUUGCAAGAGGAAGCAGGGAUGUUAGUAAAAGUAUUGGAGUCCAAUCGGGCUGUGCUGUCAGAAGACAUUGGCCUUUGGAUACCCAGUGAAAUCAAUAAUCAAGAACAUGAUGAUAAGCCUGAGGGCAUGGAAGAUACUGAUGGGGAUGAAAUUUUAGCUGGGAGGGCUCUUCCCCCAGAAUGCCAUGCUGGACUUCAUACAGAUUAUGAUGGUGCUGCUGUUAGAUGGGGUCUUACCCACCACAAAGAAAGUGCAGCUGAUUGCUGCCAGGCUUGCUUAGAUCAAGCAAAAAAUGCAAAGCCAGGUGAAAAGAAAUGCAACAUAUGGGUUUAUUGUCCAUCUGAGACCGGUUGCUAUUCCCCAGAUAUAUAUGAACAUAAACACAUGGAGUGCUGGCUGAAAUCCUCAGACAAGCCGAGACUGAACUUUAAGGACAGAUAUUCUGAAGCAUAUAGAAACAGCCACCCGACAGCACCUGUUAUUGUUCCGUGGGUAUCUGGUGUUAUUAGUGCAUGACUGGAUUUUGAUCAACAAGACAGGAGGAUGGGCAAUCAAUUCGAGAUCUAGCUGACUCUAGUUCUACAGAAAUCUUUAUAAUGCCCCAUUUACAUCUGAUCAAAAAGUUUGGCCUUUCCUUAUUCUAAUAGUAAGUUGUCUCUUUAGUUUUGGAACUUAGGGGAAACUGGAGAAGGGGGGAAGCGGGCGUUCCACCCUGCUUUUGACAGCCAAAAUUUUUUUGUACCACGAAAGGGAUAUUGGGUGAACUCAGCGCUGGUAGAUUCUAAGAUCUGAAAAUACCAGUGCGGGCUUCUGAGGUUGAGGUUAUAGCAAAAGAGAUGAGAAGCUUUUCUUUGUAGUUUAAUUAAUUACAUUGUGAAAAAUGGAUCUCUUGUAAGGAGAAAUUGGUUGGAUUACAAUAAUGAUCUGCUGUGUAAUCGGAAUAUGGGAUGUGAAUUCUUUAGGACCUACUUUUUCCCAGGUUGGCCUCGGAAUAAUUCAGACUACUGCUGCUACUUAUUAUUUGAAAAAUUAUCAAAUAUCUUAACAACGUGUUUUUAGACUUCACUAAG